This is a messenger RNA of Solanum dulcamara, 340 nucleotides long. RefSeq names its product cold and drought-regulated protein CORA-like. Bases 29 to 340 code for a protein of 103 amino acids. The transcript is spliced from 2 exons. NCBI's taxonomy places the organism in Eukaryota, Viridiplantae, Streptophyta, Magnoliopsida, Solanales, Solanaceae. The record is from RefSeq and is a predicted model, not a curated record.
UUUUCUUUGUUGGAUAGUGAAAGAAAAUAUGAAGGUAAAUAAUAGCCAAAUUAUUCUGCUAGCACUUUUAUGUGCUUCACUUUUUCUUGCUUCAGCUCUAGCAGUUGAUGAGACUAAAGCAACAAAUGAAGGCCAACUAAAUGCUGCAACACAAGACCACCGCGGUGGAGGCGAUCGUCAUGGUGGUGGCGGCGGUUAUCAUGGCGGUGGAGGCCAUGGAGGCGGCGGUCAUCAUGGUGGUGGAGGCCACGGAGGCGGCGGUCAUCAUGGUGGUGGAGGCCACGGAGGUGGUGGUCAUGGAGGCGGGGCCUACAAGCAAAAUGAAGUCAACCGCCCUUAA